Merops nubicus (carmine bee-eater) is the source of this 1031-nucleotide messenger RNA. RefSeq names its product calcium-dependent secretion activator 2-like. Lineage: Eukaryota; Metazoa; Chordata; Aves; Coraciiformes; Meropidae. The record is from RefSeq and is a predicted model, not a curated record. The transcript is spliced from 6 exons. The annotation marks the transcript as partial. Gene Ontology annotation, biological process: positive regulation of exocytosis; dense core granule exocytosis; synaptic vesicle exocytosis. Gene Ontology annotation, cellular component: glutamatergic synapse.
UACAAGGUGUUUCUCAAGAGUGACCGAGUUGCAAGAAUGGUUCACAGUGGAGGAUGUUCUGCAAAUGAUUUCAGAGAUGUUUUUAAGAAAAACAUAGAGAAAAGAGUUCGAAGUUUGCCGGAAAUUGAUGGAUUAAGCAAAGAGACAGUGUUAAGUUCUUGGCUAGCCAAGUAUGAUGCCAUAUACAGAGGAGAAGAGGACUUGUGCAAACAGCCGAAUAGAAUGGCCUUAAGUGCUGUGUCAGAGCUGAUUCUGAGCAAGGAACAGCUUUAUGAAAUGUUUCAACAGAUUCUAGGAAUCAAAAAAUUGGAACACCAGUUGAUUUAUAAUGCCUGCCAAUUGGAUAAUGGAGAUGAGCAAGCAGCCCAGAUCAGACGUGAACUAGAUGGACGACUGCAAUUGGCAGAACAAAUGGCAAGGGAAAGAAAAUUCCCCAAAUUUGUAACAAGAGAAAUGGAGAACAUGUACAUAGAAGAGUUGCGGUCUUCGGUGAAUUUGCUGAUGGCAAAUUUGGAAAGUCUUCCAGUGUCUAAAGGUGGGCCAGAAUUUAAACUGCAGAAGUUAAAGCGAUCACAGAAUUCUGCAUUCUUGGACAUAGGAGAUGAAAAUGAGGUUCAGCUGUCGAAGUCUGAUGUAGUCCUCUCCUUCACAUUAGAGAUUGUUAUAAUGGAGGUACAGGGUUUAAAGUCGGUUGCUCCCAAUCGAAUUGUCUACUGCACCAUGGAAGUGGAAGGGGGUGAAAAGCUGCAGACUGACCAAGCAGAAGCUUCCAGGCCACAAUGGGGAACUCAAGGGGAUUUCACCACGACUCACCCUCGGCCUGUUGUCAAAGUAAAACUCUUUACAGAAAGCACCGGGGUGCUGGCACUUGAAGAUAAAGAACUGGGAAGAGUAGUGUUGUAUCCAACGUCCAAUAGCCCAAAGUCACCUGAUCUGCAUAAAAUGAUAGUGCCCAAAAACAGCCAGGACAGUGACUUGAAAAUUAAACUGGCAGUGAGAAUGGAUAAACCACCUCACAUGAAGCACUGUGG